CCCCAAGCGCCCAAGGUUUUCAUUUCCAGGUCUUAAGACUUCAUUUCUUCUACCCCUCCAAACCCUCGUCAUCCCCUUCUCUCCGUACCGAAACGAUCCCUAAAAUUCCUAGAAAUGUGUGAAGAAGAAUUCGAUCUCUGAUCGAGACCCUCUUCGGAUCCCUAUCUUCUCUCCGAUAGUUCGACGGCGAUGACCCCCAAGUUUCCGAUGAACGCCGGCGCAUCGUCCUCCAAUCCGCCCCCGCCCUCUGCUCCUGCCGCCACCGCGACCCAGCUCGCGCCAGGAUUUCGGUUCCACCCCACCGACGAGGAGCUCGUCAGAUACUACCUCAAGCGCAAGGUCGCCCGCAAAUCCCUCCGCGUCGAUGCCAUCGCGGAGAUUGAUCUCUACAAGUGCGAGCCCUGGGACCUCCCGCCCCGGUCCCGGAUCGUUAGCCGGGACCUGGAGUGGUACUUCUUUACCCCCGUCGAUCGCAAGUACUCCAACCGCUCCCGGAUGAAUCGCUCCACGGCCCAGGGAUACUGGAAGACCACCGGCAAGGAUCGCCCCGUCCGCCACAAUAACCGCGUCAUCGGCAUGAAGAAGACCCUCGUCUACCACGCCGGCCGGGCACCCCGUGGCGAGAGGAGCAACUGGGUGAUGCAUGAAUACCGGCUCGAGGACCAGGAACUCGCUGGCACUGGGAUUCUUCAGGAUACAUAUGUUGUAUGCAGGAUUUUCAAGAAGAACGGCCCAGGGCCGCAGAACGGGGCUCAGUAUGGGGCGCCGUUUAAUGAGGAGGAAUGGGAGGAGGAGGAUGAUAAUAUGAUCAUGCUGAGAGAGGAUGGCGAUGAUGAUUUUAAUGAUGCUAGGGAGCAGGAACAGGAAUCCUUGCAUAUCAAUGAUUUUGUGCGGAACCAAUACACAGACAAUCAACAAGCAAAUGCUGCUGGUUUUAUGGUGGUUCCUGAUGGGCAGGAUGGUAGCAGCCAUCAAGAAGAUCCUUCGGUUGUACUGGAGCAGAAUCAGCAGAUGCUAAAAGACCCGAUUGUGGAAUGCAUUGAAGAACCUUGGCUGCAGAACAGCCCAGUGCUUAUUAAUGACAUGGGCGACAAUAUUGGCAUGACAGAUAGGUCUCACACUCCUCCGAGCCAAAAUGAUGGAUAUGUGGAGCUUAAUGAUCUUGCUGAUACUGUAAAUCCAGAAGAUCCUCCUAGUGAAGACUCUGUAGUUUGCCCUUUAAGGACUUGUAAUGAUUGGAAAUCUGUGGAUGGAGUAGAUGAUACCAUCAAUUUAGAAGAAAUCCUUGAUGUGGAGGAAUUUUUCGACACCGUGAAUGAAAACACAGACAGGCCGGAACUGGUUCAGAUGUCCCCGACAGUUCAGGAUAAUUAUAAUCUGCAAUCAAUUGAUCUCACAAAUCCUGUAGCUGGUGAUUGUCCUUCAAGUCAAUUGGCUGAGGAAAACACGAUGUUUUAUGAUGCACCUAGCAAUGACCUAGGAUUUAGCCAGGAUAAUUUUCCAGAACUGAAUCAACUCCUGUACUCGCCUAUCACUGAUCCAUCUGGGUUUGAUGCGGUGGAUAAGUUAAUGGGGUACUUUGAUGCCACAGAUGAUAAUUUACAUGUUGAUACUGCAGGUUCCUUAGAAAAGUCGGGGUGUAUGAAUUCUUGUAUCUUGGACCAGUUCAACCUCACUCCAGAGUUUGAUGGCAUCAAUGCUCAACAAAACAAGGAUAACCCACAGGCACCAGAACCAAAUGUUACAAGUCGCGCAUCAUCCUCCAUUAGCUUACCUGAUGGUAUUAAUCAGUUUUAUAGUAAAACUGAUGUUAACAUCGUGCCAGAUGUACAGGGGAAUGAGAGCAAUGAUAAUACUAUCACAAAACGUCUUGUGAACAUGUUGGGCUCAAUCUCGGCCCCCCCUGCUAUUGCUGCAGAAUAUCCUGCUGGGUCAGAGAAACGUGCUGGACAAAUCUCCACAACCAACUCAGCCAGCUCGAUACAUGUCACUGCUGGGAUGAUCCAAAUACGUGGUUUAACUGUGACAGGCAGCACAGAACACUGGUCCUUGCAGAAGAACGGAGAUGUGGGCUUCCUCCUUUCUUACGGACUGGCUGGUAAUGAAGUUAGAAAAUCUAUACUUCUUGAUUCAAUUUCAAAGAUGCAGGGUGGACCAGUGUCAAUGAUGCUACGUGGUGGCUUCUAUCUUUUCUUCCUAUCGGCAUUACUUCUUACAAUAAGCUAUAAAAUGGGAUUGUGUAUUUAUAGCAAGUAAGCUUGUUUGUCUGUUCAAUAGAUACUCUUUUGACCAAGUGAUUUGAACACAUUUAAAACUCGAGGAAGAAAAGGACCUUAAAAUGUUGGACCAUAUGUAUUGCAUAUUAUGAUAUUUAUUUGUGGCUUUUUUCAACUGAAGGGUGCACGGACUGACAGAUAUACGUUCACUUGGGACAAUGAAUCGUUUGUAAUAUGAUGCGCACGGUUUUUUUA
Phoenix dactylifera (date palm) is the source of this 2471-nucleotide messenger RNA. RefSeq lists its product as uncharacterized. Lineage: Eukaryota; Viridiplantae; Streptophyta; Magnoliopsida; Arecales; Arecaceae. Gene Ontology annotation, biological process: regulation of DNA-templated transcription. Gene Ontology annotation, molecular function: DNA binding. The record is from RefSeq and is a predicted model, not a curated record.